AUGGAGUUUGUUCAGGACUACGUUACGCUCCUGCCGCGGCUGCUCCCGCCGUCCAUCGCUUCGCCGCUCCUCACCUUUGUCACCACUGCGUUCGGCAUCGUUCGCACCCUGCAGACGCACCUCACACCCCUAUUCACACGGCUCAUCACACAGCCCGAUGCCGCGUCCAUCCUUGUUGUAAUCGCCGCGCUGUUCAUCAGUUUCAAGAUCCUCGAUAUGAUGUAUCGCGCGGUGCUGUUCUGGGUCAGCCUGGUGAUCAGGCUGGUACUGUGGGGCGGCAUCGGGCUGAUCGGGCUGUGGAUAUACAAUAGGGGUGUCGAUGGAUUCGUCCAGGAUGUCCAGGAUCUGGCACAGAGGUGGGCUGGCGAUUACGAGAGGCUUAGUGGGGAGGUGAGGAGGUACCAGCAAGACCAGGAGGCACAGAUUAGGCUGCAGGCAGAGCAGCAGGGUGGCCGCAAGGGGUGGCGGUAG
Molecule: messenger RNA, 471 nt
Organism: Boeremia exigua
Lineage: Eukaryota; Fungi; Ascomycota; Dothideomycetes; Pleosporales; Didymellaceae
Product: nuclear pore assembly and biogenesis-domain-containing protein
Exons: 2
Coding region: 1-471 (156 amino acids)
Source: RefSeq, a predicted model, not a curated record